GGCAUGGUCCCAGACACAAACAUCAGAGACCACCAGACCAUCACCAUCACCACAGAGGCAAGAGAGAGGAGAGAGCUGCCUGAACCGUCACAGAUUACCUUGGCUAGCAACUACAGACAGACAGAUAGUCCAGAGAGAAGAACACCGAACACAGAGAUACCAAGACAGACAGAGAGAGGAGUCUGAGAAACUAACGGAGGUGAUAAAUCCGAGAUAAGGACAGAACUUCACCCACACAGAACCGUGAUAAUGCAGGUGUGUACCGUUAUUGAGAAGCGUGCUGGGGCCGUGGUGGGGGCUGAGCUGGCCUGCAGCGUACGGGAGGAGAACCAGGCUCAGAGGGAGAGCUACAAAGCUGACUGGAACAGUGUUAACAUGAAGACCCGGGCCAUGGACAGGCAGACAAUGAACAUGAACGAUGACUCUCGUCGGGAGACCUACACUCGUCAGUGGGAGGCUCGCUCUCUGGCCCAGGCCUGUCCCUCUGGGGUGUACAGAGUGGGCACCGUGGAGAGGGGUGUGAGGGAGCACCAGCUCCUGCCCAAGAGGAACACCCUGCCCCUGCCCAUCUUCACCCCUGCACAGCUGGGCAUCCGGCUGGGUCGCGGAGCACCACACACCCAGGAGGACCUCCAUCCCUUCCCCAUCCCCGACGGUGUCUGCCCUGGCAAGAGGGCCGUGGUCGAGAUCACACAGGACCUGCCCCCCGCCAAGCCACUCAGGAUGGAGUUCGCCAAGGCGCCCAAAGCACUGGGCCGCUCCGUGUCACAGGAGGUCCAGAGAGGGUGAAGGAAGAGGAGAGGAAGAGGAAGAAUGGAUGUUAGGGAGAAAGGUUCCUUGUGGGGCUCAGCCCAUCAGAUAACAGCAUGGAGGGAUGUAUAUAGAUUUAUUCCUAGUGACAUUUAUUCCAUCCCUAUUCCCUAGUAGAGCCGCCACACAGUGCAUACCUUUCCUGUUUCAUUACUGUAGGUAUUGCAUGUCCAAUGUCGUACUGUUUGUUAUACAAGGUAUUAUUCGCUUAGAGAUCUGAUGGCCAAUCUUUUGGUUGACAGAAAGGCAGACAAAUGCUGGUCCUUCUGUAGCUCAGUUGGUAGAGCAUGGCGCUUGUAACGCCAGGGUAGUGGGUUCGAUCCCCGGGACCACCCAUACGUAGAAUGUAUGCACACAUGACUGUAAGUCGCUUUGGAUAAAAGCGUCUGCUAAAUGGCAUAUAUUAUUAUAUUAUAUUAUGCUCUGUUCUUUCAGCUGUGUCAUCAACUAAUCUCCCUGCUGACUGGAAAAGACCAGACUGUCCUUGUCACGUCUACACACUGAAUGAUCUGCCCCUCUGCCCCCCUGCCUGGCUAAAGCCAGCUGUGGAUAAGCCACACAGCAUUGUAUGGCAUUCUGACCGCAUUGUGUGCAGUGGUACAUUCUACCCCACUUGUCAUGUUAUGGCAAUGACACCUCACAGUAUUGAGACAGCAGGACGUUUUAUAUGCUCAACCAAAGUGUGUAUGAGGAUGUAUUUAUUGCUGCGUUCAUGUGGAAUGACCACGCACAGAUGAGGGAGGUGAAGGAAGGGAAAUAUGAAGAUAUCAAAGACGCUUCAAAAGGGACAGAGUGGGAGAGAGCAGAAAAUAAUUGGAACUGUAGAGAGGAAAUUAAGAAGAAAGUGGGCAGGGGAGGGAGGGGUGGGCUCAACAUACCUUGGCAUCCAUCCCUCUUCUUUUGUAAGAAUGGAGAGCUGGUGAGCCUCCAGACCUUCAGAAGUCCUUGACACACUAAUCCUGGGUGAGAGGACAGAACGGUACAACACGAUCCCACACUGGGAAACCAGACAAAGGAGCCCCCCGGGCACAGACGUCGAUUCAACAUCUAUUCCACGUCGGUUCAAUGUCAUUUCAUUGAAAUGACGUGGAAACAACGUUGAUUCAACCAGUGUGUGACCAGUGGGAGGUGUGUGUGAGCUGACAAUUCAUGACUCAAGUCAUUGAUAUAGACUGACUACCUGUAUGAUCAAGACUUAUUGUCUAUAUUUUAACAAAGUGUAAUUUGACCGUGUAUGAGCUGAUCGGCCCACCUAGCUGUGUGUUAAUGUUGACAUCUGAUGUAUCUGGUAGAGUUAGUGAACAGAUGUGUCUCUACUGUUGUUGAGGAAAGUGGGGUAAGUUGAGCCAUUUCUUACAUUCAGCAUCACUCUGUCAAGGGAAAUAUAGGAUUCUUUCUAACAAAGAUAUCUACAUGUAUUUCAGGAUGUUGUGUAUCCCUGGAAAUAAACAGAAUUAAUGUAAACAUUAUAGUUUUGAAAGCAUAGUUUGUCUCUUGGCACAACUUAGUUGAGCUGGGGGCCGGGUAAGUUAAGUUAAGCCGUCUACAAAUUUCUGUACUGAAUGAAAUAUUACCACUAUCUGUUUCCCAAAUACAAUUCAACACCAUCACAAUCACUUUUUUGUCUUGUAAUAAUUUUAAGCAUCUUUUAACACUUGCAAUUGGCUCAAUUUACCCCAUUGGCCAUUGGCUCAACUUAACCCAAGGCAAACAUUUUGACAAUAUCAGCCCACACAGUUACAAGGAUGCACUUUCAUGCUAGGUUUAGGACCUCAUGUUGAAGCUUAUACAGACCCCACAUUAUGUAUAGAACAAUCUUUCAUAGACUCCAUGAAAUGAUGACCUCUUCCUAAAUAUUUAGUCAAAUGAUUAAUUUUGUGUAUGGUUUCCAAGAAACAGCUAACCCCUUUGGCUCAACUUAUCCCCCUCUCCACCACUAUCUGUUUUCAUGUGUUGUGUUAAAAAUGUUUUUAGAAUUAUUUUUGUAUAAUAAAAUCUGAAGUGCUUUUCACUUUU
Messenger RNA from Oncorhynchus keta (chum salmon), 2826 nucleotides. Its product is annotated as telethonin-like. Bases 250 to 789 code for a protein of 179 amino acids. The transcript has 2 exons. Lineage: Eukaryota; Metazoa; Chordata; Actinopteri; Salmoniformes; Salmonidae. The record is from RefSeq and is a predicted model, not a curated record. Gene Ontology annotation, molecular function: titin binding; structural constituent of muscle; protein-macromolecule adaptor activity. Gene Ontology annotation, biological process: skeletal muscle thin filament assembly; cardiac muscle contraction; skeletal muscle contraction. Gene Ontology annotation, cellular component: Z disc.